AUGAGCAAACUUAGAAGUUUGAACCAGGAGUUCAUCUCCAACAUCAAAACACACAAUCUCGUGACUGAUUCGAAGAGGAAUCUAAUCCUAUCCAUAUUGAAAUCAACGACCACUAAGCGUGAAGCUAAGAACUACCUUAACAAAUACCAGAAUCAGUUUGACUUCACCCAAAAGAAUCGUUAUUACAAUCCCUUGCUCAACAAAGAAUCGCAAAGAGAGCUAUUCGUAAAUCGAUUCCUCAACAGACAAAACCCCUUCUCGAACAUAUACAAUGAUGAAGAACUGUAUCCUGAAGAAGAUAUCAAGGUAUCCAAGAUUCCUUUGAGAAUUGCAAUCUUUAAGAUCAAGUUUCAAACCAUCUCAAAAUUCGAAUGGAAGGGCAUCUUUGAGACUUUUAAAAGAUUGAUUCAUUUGGGAAUCUCACCAAUAAUCCUUUUAGAUUACGAAAACACUUCGAUCAGUUCGUUUAAGUUAAGCGAGUCAAAAGUUAAUCAGCAGAUCAAUAAAGCCUACGCUGAUAUGGAUGGACUAGAAGGUACCAAUGGUGGAGGAGAUUUUAAGAUCACUCAUCUAAGGUCGCUAUACUCUGUUAAUCAGUCCAACGAGCUUGUGAUAGACAAUCUAGAAAUGUUAUUGUUGCCACUUUACCAGGACAUUAUCCCCAUCAUCCAUCCGGUCAUUUAUAAUUCCAUUUCAACUUAUCAAGAAUUUACAACUGGUGAUGACGAUUUGCUAAAAACACUUAGUGAGUCGCUUAUGAAUACUAAGGGCCUUUUGAGUAUUGAAAAGAUUAUUCUUAUCGAUCCCAUUGGGGGAAUCCCAUCCGUUGAAAGAAAUCAAACAAGUCAUGUCUACAUUAACUUAUCGCAAGAAUAUUCUGAUAUCAUCUCAGAACUUUUCAUUGGAUAUAUUGAGCCCUCUAAGAGGGAUUUGCAUUUGAAAAAUCUCAAUGUGAUGAAUGAAAUUUUGCACAUGAUCUCCACCAAGUCAGGUAAUGAUGAUACAACAGGUAUUAUAACGACUCCAUACAUAAUGUCCAUCAAUAAUGAUCAAUUAAAUCCAAUAAUUUAUAAUGUUCUUACCGACAGGCCAAUUAUCUCAUCUUCAUUACCUUCUACCAACAACAAUACUCCCAGAUUAUCCACUUCCAUUUUAAAGAAAGGAAUAGACGUUCAAAUCUUUGAUCAGAACAACUAUCAUAGAAAAUUGAACUUCAAGAGCUUAAGCGAUGAUGGCCUAAUUGAUAUGGACAAACUCAUUGCUCUUAUCAAUGACUCGUUUGGAAAAGAGUUGGACGCUGAAAAUUACUUCAAGCGAGUGGAGAAUAACUUGGCCACCUUGAUCAUUUUGGGCGAUUACGAUGGCGCCGCCAUUAUCACCUGGGAGACCAUUGACGACCCGCACUCGAAAGAUCAAAGUGAAAAGAUAAAGGUUGCUUACUUGGACAAGUUCGUUAUAGCCAAAAAGAAUCAAGGCCUACCUAGUUUGGCGGACAUUAUUUUCAAAAUAGUCUUACAAUCACACCCUUAUGAAUUAAUCUGGAGAUCUCGUAAAAAUAAUCCAGUCAAUAAGUGGUACUUUGAGAGAUGCUGCGGCUCUUUGAGUAAUCCGGACUCACAGUGGAAGAUUUUCUACACUGGGGAACUAUUCAAUAAGAAGAUAGACAAGAUGAGGAAAAGAACCCCCGAGUCCGUUGACAUAGGCAAGAAGAUGGUGGAUUACUCGAACAUCUGCGAGGGAAUUGUUCCUUCUUUCAAGUGA
This is a messenger RNA of Suhomyces tanzawaensis NRRL Y-17324, 1761 nucleotides long. It is a transcript of the gene ARG2, whose product is annotated as acetyl-CoA:L-glutamate N-acetyltransferase. Gene Ontology annotation, molecular function: arginine binding; L-glutamate N-acetyltransferase activity, acting on acetyl-CoA as donor. Lineage: Eukaryota; Fungi; Ascomycota; Pichiomycetes; Serinales; Debaryomycetaceae. Gene Ontology annotation, biological process: L-arginine biosynthetic process. The record is from RefSeq and is a predicted model, not a curated record. The transcript has a single exon. Bases 1 to 1761 code for a protein of 586 amino acids. Gene Ontology annotation, cellular component: mitochondrial matrix.